Alternaria rosae is the source of this 539-nucleotide messenger RNA. RefSeq lists its product as uncharacterized. The record is from RefSeq and is a predicted model, not a curated record. The coding region runs from base 1 to 510 and encodes 169 amino acids. The transcript has 4 exons. NCBI's taxonomy places the organism in Eukaryota, Fungi, Ascomycota, Dothideomycetes, Pleosporales, Pleosporaceae.
AUGCCACCCAAGAAGAAGGUUACUGAGGAUGGUGCCGACAUUGGCGGCGACGGCAAAUUCUGCUGGACCCCCGAGAACGAGCGCACACUUCUCCUGCUAGCCAUGAACCGCGGCACCCUCACCAAAGACGACUACUACAAGAUGGUCGGCGCCUUCCCUGGUCCUGCUGGCACUAACUGGGACGCUAUCCGCCAGCGGUUCAUCAAGAUGCGUAAGGAGCAGCGUGCGCUUUGUGAGCAGCUGGAUUGGCCUCUGCCUAGUGGCGCAGAGAAGACUCCUAGGAAGACUCCGAACAAGUCGCCUAAGAAGAGGGGUGCGGGUGGUGAGAAGGGUGAGGAGGGUGGGGAUGCUGAGGUAGCUGGAGAGAUGGAGUCGCCUACUAAGAAGCCGCGUGCCCGCAAGCCGAAGGAGGAGUUUGUUAAGAAGGAGGUCGAGGAGGAUGAUGGGCUUGGUGAUAUUGAGUCUGACGAGGACCUGAGCUCUUGUCUCUCCAAGGGCUUUCGAGUCUGAUAUGACCGUUGACUGAAUGCUUGCUGGAG